AUGAAAUUUUCCUCUGCCGUCUCUGUCGCUGCCGCCGCUUCCAUCGCUUCUGCUUCUGUCAACACAACCGUCGUUAACAGCACCAGCACUCUGGACCGUCAACGCACCACUUUGGUGACCAUCACUUCGUGCCUCGACAAUGCUUGUUCGUCUAAGACCACCAUCACUACUGCUCCAUCCAACUCUUUUACCGGUGCUGCUGACGAUAUCACCUACGUCGACGUCACAACUACCCCACAAUCCACCACCUCUCAGGUUAAGACAGUCAGUUCCACCUCUACUCCAUACAUCUGGAGCACUGUUUCUACCGGCAACUCCACUGGCUCUUCCACUGCGAGUUUGAGCAUUUUCACCGCUGGUGCCCCACAGGCCCUUGCUGGCGCUGGGUUCGGUGCCUUGGCAGCUGGUGUUGCCUUUGCUCUAUUGUGA
This is a messenger RNA of Lachancea lanzarotensis, 429 nucleotides long. RefSeq names its product LALA0S13e00804g1_1 (gene TOS6). The transcript has a single exon. Bases 1 to 429 code for a protein of 142 amino acids. NCBI's taxonomy places the organism in Eukaryota, Fungi, Ascomycota, Saccharomycetes, Saccharomycetales, Saccharomycetaceae. The record is from RefSeq and is a predicted model, not a curated record.